AUGCGCAUCCAAAAGCCGAACAAUCUAUCCCGCUUAAAAACGAAAGUUAGCGUAGAAGAUUUUCAACGUUUUAUUAAAGAAGUUAACGAAUGGAUUAAAUGGUUUGAUUUAUUUUUCGAUAUUUUCGAGUAUGUUAUCAAAUGGCUAGGUGAACGUGGCGUCGAAAAUGCUAUUGAUUUGUCACAGACUAUGCAUAAUAUAAGAACAAGUCCAACAAUAACUCUAAAAGAACACAGAGAGGUAGCAGCAAAAGGAUUGAAAAUACUGGAACCGCUCGAAAAUAAUAUUGCACGACUUUAUGAUUUAUUAAAUCAAUCAGAGUCUUUUCAAAUCAUUGUGAGCGGUACGCUGGAUGAUAAAAGUAAUGCGAAAAAAUAUAUACAAGAAUUGAAACGAUUACAACCUAAUAAUACAUUUACCGUUGAAAAACACAAGACUUUUACAAAAACAAUUCCGCUAAACAGUCGUCAACAUGUUUAUUGGUCUAUUGCAAGUGAUUGUCAUGAAUGCAAUCUUCAUAUUUCACAUAAAAAGAAAUCGUCAUGCAAUCAAGAAGAAAUACUAUUCGAGGGAGAAAAUGUUCAUGUGGAAAAACACGUUUUGUCGGGUGAAUUUGAGAUUCAGCACGAUGGUGACCUAAAUAUACAAGUUAGAAAUAGUGGACAAGCGCCACGUACCAUUUGGUUUCGAAUUAAGCAAAUCUCCCUCCUGCCAAAAUUUAAUUUGUUCAAUGGAAUAUUCAAAUUCUUCUACGAAAAGCAACGUAAUGAAGCUCAAGCAAUGAGUGAAGAACUGGUGAACGAAUUACUCGCUAUGCACGUAUUUCCACUGAUAGAUAAUCUCUUGAAAGGAAAUAUAAGUUUACAAGAAAUGGAUGAACUCAAAGAUGUCUUUCGUGGCAACAAUAUCUCCUUUCAAGAUGAACUGAUGAAGUUAUAUACUAAUCAACGGAUUGGUGCAUCACUUACCAAACGAGAGCGACAUGGAGCAGCAGAUGCAGAUACAGACAUUAAGCAAAAAAUCGAACGAGUUUGUGAAAUGCUACAAAGUUAUCAAUAUUACAGCUGUAUAAUUGUCAGAGACAAUAUCCAGAUUAUUAACUUAUGGUUAUCAGUAGAAGAAACCAGUGUUUUUGAUAAUGCGCUUAUUACGAUGGAACAUUUGUAUAAAUGUGGUAUGGUGCAUAUCCAUUUACGGCAUCUCUUGAAUGAACCAGCUAAUCUUGAAAUUGACUACUUGAUUAGUAAAAAUCAAGGAAUGGUCACUCAUCGACCUGAUAAUCGUAAAUAUGAAAAGCAAGAGAGCUACUCAAGUGAUAGUGAAUCAGACAAGAAUAGUGAUUACGACGAUGCCAGGCAAGAAGACGCUCAUAAUAAUGAAGAUAAUUCAGAUGAAGAGAGUGAUAACGAUGAAAACGAAGCACAAUUAGAUAAGGAUAAUCUCAAAUUUACAUUAUCAAAGGCGGAUAUUGACGAUCACAAACGUCAAUUAACAUUUUGCAAAGUAGAUCUAGAUGAAGAUAUGAUUGACAAAAGAAAUCUGCUUGAUGAACAAUUGACAUUGUUAAAACGGAUCGAUGAAAUAUUUUCAUUACUCACUAAGUUAGUAAUGGAUGGUCAUCCAGCUUAUCAACUGAUGGAUAAACACAUCAAAAUCAAUUACCGAGCAAGUGAGUGUGAUGAAACAUGUUGA
This is a messenger RNA of Rotaria sp. Silwood2, 1692 nucleotides long. The record is from the annotation of a GenBank genome assembly. NCBI's taxonomy places the organism in Eukaryota, Metazoa, Rotifera, Eurotatoria, Philodinida, Philodinidae.